GGGGAGUUAAACUAGCUCAACAUGACAUUAUUGCUGCAGGGGUGUAUGUCAAUAUGUCCCUUAGGAAAAACAGGAGGAUUCUUCUACGAGCUUUUGGGCUUGACUCAUUGAUGAAUUAACUUAUACUGUCACAACUCUUCUUAGACCAAGUCUUGCACCAGCAUGAAACUGGCACACUGCACGGGAUAAAUCAGGCCCAAUAUUUACCACACUAAAAAUCAAUUCUUACCAGCUGCAGAUUAAGUGGAAAAAUGUGUCUUUUGUAAGGGUUGUUUGCCACUUAUGCUCUGAAUUUCUAACACAACUUCUGCUGAAUAACAUCCAAAGUGUUCUGUAGUGUUCCAGACAAAAGUCAGCCCUCAGAAUCAGCUCAGCUACAUUCUGGGGUAUUCUUACAAUAACUAAUACAGGUUUCCCACUAAAAAAGCAGUCCCUACAACCUGAAAAUCCAUAAAAUAAUAAUUCAUUGUCAUUAAAGUGACUAAAAGAGAGAAUACAUCUGGAUCUCUGUAAACACGGUAACUUUUCAAAAAAUCUGAAAAAAGAUCUCAUCUCUUCAAUCCCUGCCUAGGAAGUCUUUAAAUUCAGCAUAGAGGUAUUUUCCAGUACCCAUGGUCCAGCUCCUCUGCUUGUGAAGAAUCACAGGGUCAAUCACCAGAAGGAUCCAGGUAAGAAGCCACCUUUAAUUCCAGGCUGGGCACCUUCCCUGUCCAGGUGACCGAGAGCCAGGGCAGCAGCAGUCACAGGGAGCAGAUGUGACAAACACCCUGCCUGGUGAGCCCAGAGCCUCCCAGAGAGCCACAGGGGGACACUGUCCUGCAGAGAUAAGGAUAAGGCUGCCAGGGGCUGCCAAGCCUCUGGACUGUACCCCUGCCACAGCUGUAACACACACAUGACAGGGUGCUGGACUAUGACAGAAGGGCUGAAAUCAUUCAUGGCUUUGUUCCAUGGUAAGGUAAAUGGAUGUAAAUCAACCACACUGUGGUCCCACCUCAUUUCCUCUCCUGACCACACAGCCUCUGGCAUUUUUCCUCCCAAUGGCUGCAGACCUCAUGCACCCAGGCAACAACCUGCUUCCCUGAGCUGUUUCAGAGAAAAACUCACUUAAAAAGUAAAAAGUGUUCAGCUGGAUUGUCUCCAAGAACUGACUGGCCAUGUCAUCACACCAGUUCCUGUGCUAGCAGAAGGGUAAGGACAGAACCUGCAAGGGCCGCUAGAGACACAAAGAGGUGAAGGGGAGUUGUGCUGGUCCAGAACAAAGCAGCAUCUCACCAGGAGUGAGAUGCACUUUACAUGUUGUGCUCAAUAAUGUUCUCUAGGGACUGCACAGCACGGGACAACCUCGUCUGUGUGGGACUGAGUUACCCAGCGCUGUGUUCACAGGGGUGAUUGUGAACCAGGAUGUUUCUGUGACUACUCACCAGUCUUCCUCAUUCUUAGUUUGAGCAAAUCAAAGAGUGAAUUUAAUCCUAAUUUUGUAUUUAGCUGGUUUUAAUGAUUAUUAUUUUUUCAGUUAUGCUCAACUUCCCCAUCUAUCCUGUGUAGUUUUCAUGCCUGAAUUACAGGAAGCUUUUCCAGUGCUGACUUUCAUAUACUUAUUAGAUGGAGUUUCAGUUGACCUCAAGGCAGAUAUACGUCAGAUAAGAAAACUCAGAACACAAAAGGCAGGGGCAAAGCAGUCUGAACCAGAAAUGCAGCUGACGUAUCUGGACCUUAUUAAAGCAUUUGAUACAGUGCCACAGAAAAAGUACUUGAAAUAUUAAUUCAUAUUCGUGUGGAUCUGAGGACUUUCAUGUGUUUUGAAAAUUGUUGGAGGUUGUAGGGUUAUGAAAGUGGCAGUAAUAUUAAAGAAAAGGGUGCUGCCUGGCAUAAUCUGACAUCUUUUAACAGUGAACUAAUUAAAUAGGAAGAUGAUGCUAACUAGGAAAGAGUAGCAAGCAAAAAACCAAACCAAAUCAAAUCAAAAUAAAAACCCACACAAAAAACCAAAACCAAAUAGACAAACUACCAGAAACAUACAUUUUAGAAUAUAAAUACCUGAGUAAAUACAGUGAGAUUUCAUUUUUAAAAAGGAAGUUACCCAAGUUAGAUGAAUAAGUCCAAAUUCAUCAGGCAGAUUAGCUCUGAGGUUGCAAACCACUGUGGGCCUUUAAAAAGGGUAAUUUUUGACUCCACAGGCCGAGUAACUGUGCACUAUACACAGUGACAGCCAAAGUCACCUUUUUUUUUUUUUUAGAGACACAACCAGCAUUUUUAAAACAUCUCUUAGGAUAAAUUGUAAAAACAAUGUCUCUUUGUACAGAGAACAUUCCUACUUUUUGCUGUUUGGCUUUAGCCCAUGAUUUCAGUUUAUGCUAAGCUGAGAUAUGCUCCUUCUUUGGCUAGGACAAUCAUCAGAUCUGUCAUCACAGUUUACAAAUACGUUGCUUUUUAUCUUUCCAACAAGUCAGUCUUUCUAAACAACGGCCCCCCCCCCCCCCCGCUUUAUUUGGCUCUUCAAGAAUGCUCAGAGCUCAAGAACAGAGCCCUAGCACAGACAGCACUGAGAAGGAGAGAGCUUUCUUCAGCAUUUGCUGUGAAGCACGCCUGAUCCAGCAUGUCCCAUGGCAUCCCAAGGCAUCCAAGAUGACAGAGCUCUCAGGCCAGAGUUGAUUUGCUCAAGAUGCAGCUUUAGCAAGACAGCAAGGCAAUGCAGUGUACCUGAAACACGGGCCUUACUUGCCUAGAGCUAUCCUCAGAACUGCAGGGAGAAAUAAUCACUGUUAUGGCCUCUGCUACACCUGAAAAGAGUUUCUGCAGAGAGUUCCUGAUGAGACAGUGCAGGCUUUGAUGUAGUGAAAUCUAUCAGGUUGUUUAACAUAUAACAUUACCAGCGGUAGGCAUCUCACUGUUUGGAUGGUUUUUCAUUAAACUGGGCGAAAGCUCUCAGUUGUAUAGCGAUGUCAGGAUGUAAAUAACAACACCAGCAGCUCCUUGGCCCCCAGCUUCCGGAAUAAAACACCUCUUAUUUUUCAGUGCACACAAUGAACGAGAAUCACAGUGCACAAAAUGUUCCUUCCGAAAAGCAGUAAAAUAUCAGUUAGCCUGUGAGCUGCGGUGUAUGAAAGAGAUCUCACCCUGCCUUCCCAUAUUAACCCUUCGUCUGCCGUGUUCGUGCCUAACGAGUGUCACGUCAUUGUAACUGCGGGUCUCAGAGCAUGCUGACAGCGGGGAAUCCUCGUCAACUGUUAAAACGCACAGAACGCUUCUUUAAAAAAAAUGCACUCCGGGAUUAAAAGGCUGCCCGGCACCCAGGCGUGUUGCCCGCAGCGCUGCAGGGGCCAAGGGACUGCGGGAGAGCACCGAGCCCCGGCGGGUCGCGCUGCGGGGGGCGGCUCCCGCCGGCGAGCCAGCAGCGAGGCUGGGAACCGGCAUCGCCGCGCCGGCGGCCCCGCGCCGCACGGUCGUGCCUUCCGCGCCGUGCCUUCCGUGCCGUGCCGUGCCCCGCACGCCGGGCGGGCAGCAGAGAGGCACCGCAGCCGCCGCCGCGCACCGGCGGCCGCUCCCGGGGGCGGGCGGCGCCGAUCCCGCCCCCCGCCCGCGGCAGCCGCCAGCAGCCCCCGGCAGCCGCCAGCGCGGCGGGCGACGCAGGCGGGCGGCCGGCGGCCCUCCCUCCAUCCCCCGCCCUCCCCGCCGGGCCGCGGGCGCGGCCAGGAGGCGGCGGGGUCGCGGCUGCCCCGGCUCCCGCCCGCCCGGCAGGCGCGGGGCGGCCCGGCACUCCCCGCCUUUCCGCGGCUCUCCGUCCCCCUCCGGCGAGAUGUUAUGGCCGAGCCGGCGCAGACGGGCGGCGUAGGGCAGGGCGGGCGGCGGGAGGAUGAGGCGGCGGUGGCGGCGCCGCCGGCGGCCGCCGCCCCCAGCUCGGAGGACUACGAGUGCAAGAUCUGCUACAACUACUUCGACCUGGAGCGGCGGGCGCCCAAGCUGCUGGAGUGCCUGCACACCUUCUGCCAGGAGUGCCUGAGCCAGCUGCACCUGCGCGCCGCGCAGCAUCCCCCCGCCGCCGGCGCCGAGCCGGGCCCGGGGCGCUCGCCCGGCGGCUCCCUGGCCUGCCCGCUCUGCCGCCACCGCACGGCGCUGCCCGACCACCGCGUCCACGGCCUCCCGGUCAACACCAAGCUGGCCGCCGCCUGCCCGCCCGCAGCUGCGGGCCCGCGACCCGGUGCCGCAGGACCGCCUGCCGCCGCUGCCGCCCCGCCGCCCGCCCCGCGCCCGGGAGGCGGCGGCCGCGCUCGCCCCGCCGCCCCCCGCCCCCGCCGGGCCGCGCUCCUCGGGCGGCGGCUACGAGAGCUGCCAGAGCUGCAAGCGGGGCGGCGCUGAGCGCCGGCUGCGUGUGCGUCGUCGUCUCCUUCCUCUCCAUGGUGGUGCUGCUCUUCACCGGCCUCAUCUUCGUCAACCAGUACGGCGGGGACGCCGCGCCCGGCGCCGCGGCAUCGCCGUCGCCGGUGGGGCCCAUCUGCCUGUCGGUUGCCAAGCAUCCUCGCCCUCUUCUCCGUGGUCGUCACGUGGCUCAUCUGCUGGCUCAAGUACCGGCCCGAGGCCGCCACCGGCGGGGCCACGGCCAACGGCUCGGCGCGGGGCCGGGCCGCCCGCAGGAGCGACACAUAGCCGCGGCGGAGCGCACCGGGGCCGGGCCGGGCUGGGCCGGGCAGCGCGGGGCGGGCUGAGCGCGGCCGGGCCCGGCGGAGCGGGGACAGCGCGGCCGCUGCUCCGGGAGCCCCGGGCGGGGUGAGCCCCGAGCGGCCGCGGGGCGGGCGGCGGCGCAGGGGAGCGCACGGUGACAGGUGCCAGCCCCGGCACGGCCCCGGCCCCGCGCCCGGCCGAUGUCACGGUGGGCCCCGCGGCGCUGGCACAGCCCGCGGCGGUGGGGAUGGGCUGCACGGUGACCCGGCGAGGGUCACGGAGGGUCCGGCCGCUCCGGAGGGAGGGCAGGGCCCGCCUCGCCGGCAGAGAUGGCUGGAAGGGCCUCCCUGGGGAGCUGGAGCUUGGGAUGUGCGCGGUCCCCGCCUCUGCGGGAGCGCAUCCCCGGGUGCUGAGCUCCUGAUGCAGAAGGACACAACCGCGAUUAGAGAAAACUGGCUUACUGUUGCCCCCACCUGGAAGAUAAUUGGAGAGGUUCACUGUGGUUAGGAGCAGAGCAGGAGCACGAUGUUAAACGCGCUUUGUAUUUUCCCUUUAAUGACGUUAACAAGUAAACAUAUAGAAGAAGCUGUAACAGAAGUGUAUUAUCUUAAAAGAGACUGAGCCAAAGUUUCCUACAGUGUACUGAGUAUGGUUUCAUUAUAAUUUUAUUAGAAGGCUGUUGAGCCCUCUGAUGGUUGCUUAAAAUAAGCUGUCUUAUUUAAUUCUUUGAAAUUCUAAUUUAAUGUGGGAGACUGAAACACUGAAUUGAACGCUUAAAGCAAUUUAUGGAAGAUUAUUUAAUUAAUGGAGCUCUAAAAUAGAGCUAAGAGCCUCCUGUCAUAGGGAUUAAUAUUUCACUGGCCACUGAUUUCAAUUUGUAUGCGGUGAGAGGAGCCCACAUUAAAGUAUGGACUUUCAGCAUCACUGUAGAAGUGGAAUGAAGUAGUGUAAUUUGUGAUUGAAAAUUCGGUCGAGGUAGCUGUAGUAAGACAAUGGGUUUCCCUCUUGGCAAGUUUAUCUUCUGUGUUGGAAGUUUCUGUAACGGACGGUAGAAAAUGGUUUUGUUCUGUGAGGCUGGAACAUCAAAGGUGUCUUUGAAAUGUGACAAGAUGUUCAUAAUAUGAAAUGGAAGAACAUUGCCAUACAGCUGGUUUUGUAGUAUAUUAAGGAGAGCACUCUAUAUAGAUACUGUUCUAUGUUGCAGGAUAAUUCAUUUGGUGCCUGAAUUUUUUAAACUUAAUUAGUUGUUAUAAUCUAUUCUAUUGGGAAUAAGAUAAUGCAGCUUAUUCCGUGUUUCUACACAGUACUGUAAUGGAAUGAGGUAAUUAUUUUCGUGCUUAACAAUUCAAGAAUUUUAAAAGUGAUCUUUUAGUAUGUGUAUUUUGCAAGCUGUCUGCAUGAUAUUCUGACAAGUAUCCUCUUAAUAGACCUUUACUUGACCACUUCUGUUUAUCACAAGUGCAAAGAAAUUGACUCUGUGGAAAUGUAAAGACAGCAGGUGAAGAUGUGUGAUGUGUUUUAUGAUUGCACAAGUGGUGUGUGCUGUGCAAUGUCUUGAUUAUCACAAAUGUAUGAAAAACAACCCCCUGGCACCCAAGAAACCCCACAAACCAAGCGGUGUUUGUACAGACUCUGAUGAAGGACGCAGUUUCUGGAAACUGUAGGUGAUUUUUGUGUCACUUAUGUCUAUUGAAAAAGAUCCACACCAGCCUUCUAAAGUUGUAUAUCAUAUAUAAAGGCCCAUGAGGAGAUAAAUUACUGCGAUCAACUGUGGCUCUGACCGAGAUUUGUGUAUCUAGACCAGUGUUUUCCAACUUGGAGUUGCUCUUUAGCUGUCUAAAAGGUUAUGCCUCCUAAAAUCAGGCCUGACCGUUAGCCCCUGUUGACUUCAGCAGUAGUUGUAGAUAUUCUGCACCAAAGAAAAUCACAAGACUUUUUAUUUAAGCAUCUAAAUGAGAAUUUAGGUGCUUGACUUCAGGUACAAAUAUUUGAAAAUUUGGGCCUUUAACCUCUCUGUUCUUCAGUUAAUGCAUCUGUAAAGUUUGAUAAUAGCAUUGACCUACCUCACAGGCAAGAUGUGAGGCUUUAUUUAUUAAUGUUUUUAAGCAAUUGGAGAUCCUUGAAGAGGAGGUGCUAUAGAAGUGAAAGUAUUAUUGUAAAUGAUACUGUAGUAGGAAUAAAUAUAUGUAAAUUAAUGGACAUAAACAGCAGCAAUGUUUUCUAAGAAAAAUAAAUAUAUAAAAUAUGUACAUGUGUACAUCAUAUGCACCAA
Motacilla alba alba is the source of this 6931-nucleotide messenger RNA. Its product is annotated as transcription initiation factor TFIID subunit 4-like. Gene Ontology annotation, biological process: protein ubiquitination. Gene Ontology annotation, molecular function: ubiquitin protein ligase activity. The transcript has a single exon. Lineage: Eukaryota; Metazoa; Chordata; Aves; Passeriformes; Motacillidae. The record is from RefSeq and is a predicted model, not a curated record. The coding region runs from base 3259 to 4356 and encodes 365 amino acids.